Molecule: messenger RNA, 1509 nt
Organism: Aegilops tauschii subsp. strangulata
Lineage: Eukaryota; Viridiplantae; Streptophyta; Magnoliopsida; Poales; Poaceae
Source: RefSeq, a predicted model, not a curated record
AUGACAACGAGCAGUUUGCGGUUGCAUGCGCCAUUCCUUUCCCUGGCCAUACUCGCCUUCUCACUGCUGGUACUUUCAUGCGGGCGUUGUGCUGCCCGGGAAGUACCAGGAGAAGGCCACCUUCGGACAUGGGACUGGCACUUCAUCGAGGGGUUCGUCGUCUGCCUCAUCGUUUCCCUACUGGCAGUCCUGCUCUUCUGCGUAUGCCGUAGAGGAAAAGGCGGCGCCGUGGCGGCCGUCGAAGGCAGCCGGGAAUGGUCACGGGCAACCGCCGGGCCACCCAAGUCCGACCACUACAUGUCAAUCAACGCAAGCAUGGUGCGCAGUGCGCAGACGACCCCCGACGCGCGGCCCCGAUCCUCCGACGUCUCUCCCGAUUCCAGGCGCCUCCCGCCGUCGCCAGAGAAGCUGCUUUGGAUGCUCCUCGCCUUGCCCGUGCCUGCCGACGAGCGUGCUCCUGCAGCCACCCAACACGGCUGGCCGCCCGUGCAGCGGCCGGAGAAGGAUGCCGUGAUUAUGGAUCCCUUCUCGCCCUGCUCACGGGCGUCCUGGGCGAGACCUAAGGAGCUUGACUACGAACGGCUUCAAGUAGCAACCAACGACUUCCACAUGAAAUCUCGGAUGCGCAAGCCGGGUUGCCAGUGGGUGGUGUACAAAGGUACCAAAUUUGUGGCCGACGACGGCUUGCCCGCUGUUGUGGUCAUCAAGAGGUUCCACGAGAUCAUUAGCACGGAGCAGAGGGAGCGUAUGGUGGACGAUCUCAGCCGCAUGACCACCCUACAACACAAGAACGUCCUAAGCCUACUCGGAUACAGCUUCGGAAAUGGUUAUUUUCAUCUGGUGUACAGCUACAUGCCCAACCGCAGCUUGGACAAACGCCUCUUCCGCGAGCCCCGCGGGACAGGCUUGACCUGGCCGCUCCGCUACAGCAUGGUCAACGACGUCGCCCGGGCGCUCUACCACCUGCACGUCACCAACGUUCCCCACGGGUCGAUCAAGGCGUCCAACAUCUUGCUCGAACAAGACUUCGCCGCCCGGCUCCACGGGCACUUUGGCUACCAACCCGACCAGAGCAACACGCCCCGCGGUUCACUGGAGGCGGACAUGCUGCAAUUCGGUGUGCUGAUAUUGCAGGUCGUAUGUGGGCCCCAGGGGCGGAGCCAGGCUAACACCGCGCCCUGGGCCUGCUUCAUCGCUACAGUGUUCAACUGGGUUCAACAGUGCAAAAUCGCUACAGUCAACGAAGAAAUAAAUCUUCACGGCCGGGGAUCGCCGGCCGAACUGGUGGACUGGGUUUGGACGCUUCACGGGGAAAGUCGCCUGCUCGAGGCGGUCGACCCAGCAGCGCGGGUCGACGACUUCAACUUUGCUCAGGCGACCAAGCUUCUUCUCAUCGCCCUCUCCUGCACAUACCCGGACCCAGCGGCGCGGCUGACUAUCUAUGAGGUCCGCAUGAUCUUAUCUGACCAAGCUCCACUGCCAGAGGUUCCUCCAUCCAAACCCACCUGA